Molecule: messenger RNA, 755 nt
Organism: Oncorhynchus masou masou (cherry salmon)
Lineage: Eukaryota; Metazoa; Chordata; Actinopteri; Salmoniformes; Salmonidae
Product: oocyte zinc finger protein XlCOF22-like
Exons: 2
Coding region: 1-732 (243 amino acids)
Biological process (GO): regulation of gene expression
Cellular component (GO): nucleus
Source: RefSeq, a predicted model, not a curated record
AUGUGGUUGGAUUCACACCGGGAGAAACCGUACUGCUGCUCUCAGUGCGGGAAGAGUUUCAGUGCUUCUAACGCCUUCCAAUCUCAUCUGCAAAUUCAUGCAGGGGAGAGGCCUUACCCUUGCCUUGAUCAGUCAAGCAACCUGACUACACACCAGCUAACACAAACUGGAGUGAAGCCUUUUAUCUGUGAUCAGUGUGGAAAGAGCUUUGCUGUAGCUUCCACCCUGAGUAGACACCAGGUUACACACACUGGAGAGAAGCCUUAUAGCUGUGAUCAGUGUGGGAAAAGCUUUGCUGUAGUUUCCUCCCUGAUUAGACACCAUCGAACACACACUGGAGAGAAGCCUUAUAGCUGUUAUCAAUGUGGAAAGAGCUUUGCUGUAUCAGAAAAACUAACUAUACACCAGCGAACACACACAGGAGAAAAGCCUUAUAGCUGUGAUCAGUGUGGGAAGAGCUUUGCUGUAGUUUCCUCCCUGAUUAGACACCAUCGAACACACACUGGAGAGAAGCCUUAUAGCUGUUAUCAGUGUGGAAAGAGCUUUGCUUUAUCAGAAAAACUAACUAUACACCAGCGAACACACACAGGUGAGAAGCCUUAUCGCUGUGAUCAGUGUGGGAAGAGCUUUGCUGUAGCUUCCACCCUGAAUAGACACCAGCUAACACACAGUGGAGAGAAGCCUUACAGCUGUGAUCAGUGUGGGAAGAGCUUUGCUGUAGUUUCCUCCUGAUUAGACACCAUCAAACACACACU